UUGUUCUCAGAAAAACAGUCCGGAAAAGAAAGUCAUUUUUCCGCUCUUGUGUAGUGGCCCAUUCUUUCUCUGCUGUCUUGAGAUUUUUCUACGUAAUUCACAGAGCAUGACUUUCAAAAACAGGAUUGUAUGAAGUAGAGACCUGAUUAGGCAGUAGCAAGUGGGAAACUGCUCAGUGAUUCAGGAGGGCAUUUAAGAACUGAAACCGAAACCUAAAGGCAAAUGGACCUAACCAACCACAAUGUAAAGUUUGUGGAUUUACACAAGGCAGAGCUCAUUCAGAAGGUCACCAUGGUUAUGCCCCUGUCUGACAAGCUGCAGUCAAAGGGGAUGCUCCACGAGGAGGCCUACGCAGAAAUCAGGGCGGAAAAGACCAGACAGGAGAAAAUGAGGCGACUCUUUGAUGCUAUGCAGUCUGGAGGAAUGAAGUCUGCUUUUUACACUUUACUGCAAGAGAUCGAACCUCAUCUGCUGAAAGACUUGGGGGAGAAUAGCAGUAAUAAAAGGAAAAGAAGCUUGUCCCCUUUCACAAGUGAGAGUCAACCGAAAAGGAGACACAGCGAUCCAUAUGUUCCUCAAUCCAAGUCGUCAAUGGCUACAACACAAAAGUCUGCCUCCACUGCUAACGACUAUAAUGAUGAUGAUGAUGAUGACUCUGAGGACUCUAAGGACUCUGAUUAUGAGUUUGAUGAUGAGUAUGAUUGUGAUGACUUAGUAUUAGAUGAUGAUGAUGAUGAUGAAGAGGAGAAGGAGGGGGAGAGUCAAGAAGAUGAGGUGGAUUAUGAUGACUUAGUCUUAGAUGAUGAUGAUGAUGAUGAGGAAGAGGAGAAGGAGGGGGAGAGUCAAGAAGAUGAGUCUCAGGCUAAAGGACAGCAACACCACUAUCCCAGUUGA
Molecule: messenger RNA, 894 nt
Organism: Clupea harengus (Atlantic herring)
Lineage: Eukaryota; Metazoa; Chordata; Actinopteri; Clupeiformes; Clupeidae
Biological process (GO): innate immune response; regulation of apoptotic process; inflammatory response
Source: RefSeq, a predicted model, not a curated record